This is a messenger RNA of Galdieria sulphuraria, 1562 nucleotides long. RefSeq names its product isocitrate dehydrogenase (NAD+). Gene Ontology annotation, biological process: tricarboxylic acid cycle; isocitrate metabolic process. Gene Ontology annotation, molecular function: NAD binding; magnesium ion binding; isocitrate dehydrogenase (NAD+) activity. The record is from RefSeq and is a predicted model, not a curated record. Bases 61 to 1275 code for a protein of 404 amino acids. Lineage: Eukaryota; Rhodophyta; Bangiophyceae; Galdieriales; Galdieriaceae. The transcript has 2 exons. Gene Ontology annotation, cellular component: mitochondrion.
UUCUCGAAUCAUUGGGUGCCACUCGUGACGAAAAUGCUUUUGUCUGCUUCCUCCGUCGUUAUGUCUGUUGCAACUGUUUCAAAGUUUUCAAAGUCUUUGUGGAACGCAUCAAGAUAUCUUUUCACCUUUUCUGGGCACAAUUCUCGUAACUGGUCACUUGCUAAUCAGAAAGGUUUCUAUUCAACAGAAAGAGAGCCUAUGGUAAGUACUAGCUUGAAAUACUCGAGUUUCUUGGAAGCAGAUCACAUUGGAACGGAUCCUUUUCCAUUGGGUGGUCAAGUGACUUCCUUACAUACGGUUACUGUUCUUCCUGGAACAACCAUAGGAAAGGAAACCUCCUCUUCCUUGAUGAACAUAUUUCAUGCUGCCGGUGUGCCUGUCAAGUUUGAAGUUCUUGAAGUUACUAAUCCCGAAGAAGGUGUACCUGAGGACGUUCAGUUUUCACUGAGAAAGAACAGAGUGGCAAUCAAAGGACCUUUUCCAACUAAUCCCUUGUCAACAAAGGAUUCUUUCAAUAUAAGUGUUAGAAGAGGCAACGAUUUAUUUGCAAACGUUGUCCAUUGCUUCAAUAUUCCAGGAGUGAAGUCUCGUUACAAUGAUGUGGAUAUUGUAUUGAUUCGUGAAAAUACAGAAGGGGAAUAUUCUGGUUUAGAGCAUGAAACUAUUCCUGGAGUUGUAGAAAAUUUAAAGGUCAUUAGUGAAAGAGCUUCCAUGCGAAUUGCCGAAUAUGCUUUUCAGUAUGCUACUAAAAAUGGUCGAAAGAAGGUAACUUGUGUACACAAAGCCAAUAUAAUGAAAAUGGCAGAUGGACUAUUUUUAGAGUGCUGUAGAAGAGUUGCUUCGAAAUAUCCUUUUAUUCAAUUUGAUUCUAUGAUUGUGGACAACACUUGUAUGCAGUUAGUGAGUCGCCCCGAACAAUUUGAUGUUAUGGUUCUUCCUAAUCUUUAUGGAAAUAUUGUGGGUAACAUUGUGGCUGGUAUUUUAGGAGGACCAGGUUUGUUUCCUGGUGCAAACAUUGGAGAGCAUAUGGCAGUAUUUGAACAAGGUGCGCGACAUUCUGGACGUAAUAUUGGAGGACAGAAUAUUGCCAAUCCUACCGGUGUUAUUUUAUCUGGAGUAAUGAUGUUGAGAUAUUUGCAACUUUCGAGUUAUGCCAAUCGAAUUGAAUUUGCUGUUCUAGAAGCCUUGAAGAAUUCAAAGAAUCAUACUGCUGAUAUUGGGGGUAAUGCAAGCACCACUGAUUUUACUCAAGCUGUUAUCGACAAUCUUAAUUGAUUGGAAAUAUUGCGGCUCAUAGUUUGUGGACAAAGAUGAGGAAAUGGAAUACUUAAUAUCCACGUAAUGGGUUUUUCAUUCGAUCAAUUAAGUUGUCAGUUUUCCUUGCUGUUAUGGUCAUUAUUGGUAUGAACAGCUUUGUCAUACUGAGUGAAGUGACACCAUGAAAUAUUUUGAAAUGGUUGAUGUUUCUAUACUUGUUUCUUUUGAAAGUGUUUAUUGAUAAAGUUGAAAUUUGAUUCCUGGUUCUAUAAGGAGAGUCUUUCUAGUUGAGUUUGAGAAUUUCC